Neurospora tetraspora is the source of this 918-nucleotide messenger RNA. RefSeq lists its product as uncharacterized. The transcript has 3 exons. Lineage: Eukaryota; Fungi; Ascomycota; Sordariomycetes; Sordariales; Sordariaceae. The annotation marks the transcript as partial. The record is from RefSeq and is a predicted model, not a curated record.
GCCUCAUCACCAACGACGAUACAUCAUCAUAUUAAACAAUCAGUCAUCCUACAUCUAGAGCAUCAUCAAAUCUUGGCCAACGGCGUCCAUUCAAGGUCUCUUAAGUCCAACAAAAUGGACUCCAGAUCAACAACACCAACGCCAUUUCCGACCCUCCAGGUCCAACACAAACAAACAUCAACCACAGACCACAAGACAACAUCGUCACCGCCUAAGCCACCAUCCCCGUACGGCAGCCUUCAAUGGACUCAAUACCUUCUCCGUCUUUUCACCGUCCUCACAUCCGCCGCCCUUCUAGCCCUCACGGUCUUCAUCGCGGUAAAAUGGGGACAAGAAUACAUGGAGAAAAUAUACGCGGUUAUUAUGGCCGGGGCGGUGAUAGCAAUCAUCACAGACCUCGGCACUAUUUACUUCCUCUUUGUCAGGAUGUCACAAACCUCGACGCCGGUAGCCAUCGCUGUCCUUGAUGCUGUUGCGCUAGUCAUGUGCGCAGUGGGCAUCCCAAGUGUGAUGGGAAGUGAGUUCAAGACGGUGUAUGACACAGCUGUGUGGGCGUUGGCGGUGGUUGUAAUCGUCGAGAGGGCCGCAUCGAUGGCUACUUGCCUUUGGGUUUGGAUUUUUAUCAGGAGAAGAAGCAACGAGGGGAUGAAACCUGUUAUCUUCAAGCAGGAGAUGGGCUCGACUUCCGAGUCUGCUUUGGCGGCGAGGAGACGGGGGAAACAGCCUGCCGGCCAGGGGGCCGCGAUGGCCGGGGCAGAUGCUGGGGCUCCGACUGGGGAGUAUUUGCAUCCUGAGAGUGCGAGGGCAUCAUCGGUUGGUGGUGGGAGACCCAGCUUAGUGCUUGCAGGAGAUAUGUCGGGGAGAGCAAGCUUUCCUAGUAUUUUUGUGGGUGGAGAGGAUGCUGAUGAUCGAGUAUGA